This is a messenger RNA of Cryptomeria japonica (Japanese cedar), 777 nucleotides long. RefSeq names its product heavy metal-associated isoprenylated plant protein 39. The record is from RefSeq and is a predicted model, not a curated record. NCBI's taxonomy places the organism in Eukaryota, Viridiplantae, Streptophyta, Pinopsida, Cupressales, Cupressaceae. Gene Ontology annotation, molecular function: metal ion binding. The coding region runs from base 182 to 613 and encodes 143 amino acids. The transcript has 3 exons.
UUUAGGGUUUUCCGCGAAGAACAGCAAAAUGCUCGCUUAACAUUCUAUUUAUUCAUCACCCAAACCCCAAAAUAAUCGUACUCCCAAGUCUAGGGAUUUCUAUACAGAUCCCAAAAGUUCCGCAGCAGAGCAGAGAGCCUCACCCAUAUCUGUGAGCAAAACCCAUUUCCAAGAUACCAAAAUGAAUUUAUGUUCUGUUGUCUGCUUAAGUGACUCACUCAUAUGUGUGAGCAAAACCCAUUACCAAGAUACCAAACUGAAGAUGGUGUUAAAAUUGACGAUUGAGGACGAGAAAAGAAAGAGAAAGGUCCUCAAGGUGGUUGCAGCCGUCGAAGGGGUGGAUUCUGUAAUUGUGGAAAUGAAGGAAAACAAGAUCACUAUAAUUGGGAAUGCAGACCCUGUGUGUGUAACCGGAAGACUCAGGAAAUUCGGAUUUGGCUACGCAGAGCUGCUCAGCGUGGGUCCUGCCAAGGAGGAAAAAAAAGAUGAGAAGAAGGUUGAGAAGAAAGAAGAGAAAAAACCAGAAACCCCAAAAGUUGUUUAUGCUUACCCGCCUGGUAAUCGUUACAGUUACUUCAGUAUGGAGAAUCCCAAUAUCUGGACCACCUCAUAAAUUCUUAGCUACUAUGUUUUCCAAGGACGGAUUUCCCCAAUUUCUGGUUAGAGCUUAGAUAAUCUCCCUGGUUUGGCGGAGUAGUGUGCACUGUGGUCUAGUAUUUUGUUCUUUGUCGUAAUUAUACCUAGCUUUUACUUCCUGAUGUCACAUUUUUCUGAAAC